GCACCACGGGCCCCAGUGCCACAAAAACCUGACCUUCCACCGAGACAAGCUGGAAGCGAUAAGGCUUAAGUCGAACUCGGAGGAGACUUAAAAAUAUAUUAAGUAAUCGCGGUUCCGCGGAAAGUGGGUAAAUACGCUCGGCAAAAGAUCAUAUCUGGCUGGAAAAGAUCCAUGGUUGCUUGACGAGUCGACAUUCACCGAUCAGCUCGUGAGUAGCGAAGACGCGAGUGCUAAGCGCGGACUUUGAUUCCAGUUGACGUCAAGAAGGAUCAUUCUUGUGCGAUACAGUGAUGGCUUUCCUUAAGAGCAUCUGGAAGACCAACGGGAAGCACCACAAACUAUCCGAAGAACUCGCCCUCCAAAACGCCAAAGAAACCGAGCCAGAACCCACCGAAAUCGAGACCGAAAACGACGUCAUCACCUUCAAACUAAAAUAUUUAGGCAACACCGUAGUGGAGAAAAUCUCCAGCGACAACAUAAACACCGAAGCCGUUAAAAACAUAAUAAAAGUAACCAAAGCCGGCCGGAAGAAACUCCAGAGGGUCAAUAUCGCGAUCUCCCUCAAAGGAAUCGCCGUUACGGACCUGGAAGGAAACGACGUACUAAAAAUAUCCAUAUACAGAAUCUCCAACUGCUCCACCGACCCCACCCACCGCCAAGUCUUCUCUUUCAUCUCCACCGACCCCACCGAAACCAUGGAAUGCCACGCUUUCAUCUGCUCGAAAAGAAAAAUGGCGGAAACUGUGACCUUGGCGGUGGCCCAUGCCUUCGGGACCGCGUACGAGGCGUGGCGGAUUUUGCCCUCGACCAAAGAGUUCGAAAAAACGGUGACGAAAGAGAACGAAAAGAACAACUUGAAUGAGGAAGAGAAAACCGAAAAGGACAUAGUCGAGGAGAAACUGAUUGAUUUUGACGACGAGCCGCUGACGGAAAAUCAAUCGGUGGCUUUUGGCAAACCGCCAUGUCAGGAAAAUCUGAACAACCAUUGGGUGUGUUUCGACGACGAUUUUGUGAGCGAAGCUCGAAACGCCUUCAAAAAUGAUUUAAUUAUGGCUUAGGAGAGUCUUGUACAUAGCGCGCUGUAUCUAUAUUAUAUAACCGAUAACGUAAGAUCUAGAUUAGUUCGUUAGUUAGUUUAUGUUAAUUGUAAAUUAUUCCUAUUCGUAAGCCAAAAAUUGUGUUUCACAGUCACCUUCGAGCUCAAAUUCCUUGAAUCCUUGACACUCCAAACGAGCAUAUUUUACUAGUUGUUUUUAUAAGUUACAUAAAUCUCGAAAAAUC
Zophobas morio is the source of this 1281-nucleotide messenger RNA. RefSeq names its product low density lipoprotein receptor adapter protein 1-like. The transcript has 5 exons. The record is from RefSeq and is a predicted model, not a curated record. Bases 291 to 1058 code for a protein of 255 amino acids. Lineage: Eukaryota; Metazoa; Arthropoda; Insecta; Coleoptera; Tenebrionidae.